AACUGCAAACCUUUUGCAUUCUCAUUCACCGUCCAGCACAACGGCUCUCUCUCUCUCUCUCUCUCUCUCUCUCUCUCACAGUAGCUUCCUUCACUCUCUCGCAACAGCUACCUUUUUCCUAAAAAGUAAGAGGAAAAAAGUGAACUCUCUCCCUCUCCCUAACCCCAACAGCUUACUUGUCCUAAAAAGCAAGUGACAAGAAAAGGAUAAGAACUCCUUGUCGCUAAUAUAUACCAGCUACCAAUCUCCAUACCUUGCACCUCUCUCUCUCUCUCUCUCCUCCUCUCUUCAUCAUGUCCUUUGCACCGAAAGAGAUGGAACGAGUGGAGCUCUUUCGAGGCAAGGUACUACCCCUUUUAUGGCCAUAGUUCUUGCCACGACCUGCCCAUUCAACAAUCUCUCCCAACGUAAACUUGGUUACAUACAUAGAAUAGCUUGAGAUAGAGAUAGAUAGAGAGAGAGAGAGAGAGAGAGAGAGAGAGAGAGAGAGAGCUACGCGUUGCAGCGACACUCCAUAGAUGUUCCCAUCCAACACCCCCACCAGCCUUAUGCACGCAUACACCGAGCACCAGUUCCUGUAUGAUGAUGUCAGACUCUCUCCUACCAUUGACCAUGGCGACUCCUUUCUCCCUUACGACCACCACCUUCUCACUCCCCAUCGCCAUCUCUUCCCACCCUCUCCUGAUAAUACACCCCUUCUCAUACCUCAGCCUCCUACCACAACUUCCACUAAUCUCACACCCAAAGAUAUGCCAAUUUUCAGCCCUACCCACAACUUCUUUCCUACUAACAAGACCUCUUCCUUGGCCGGCAUGGCCCGAAAGCGCAUCUCAAAGAAAGAUCGCCACAGCAAGAUCUUGACCCUCCAAGGCCCUAGGGACCGCCGGAUGCGGCUGUCCCUUGAGAUUGCUCGCAAGUUCUUCAAUCUCCAAGACAUGCUCGGCUUCGAUAAGGCCAGCAAGACUGUCGGGUGGUUGCUGACCAAGUCGAAGGCUGCAAUCAAGGAGCUUGCCCAUGGCAUAUCUCAAACCAAUGGUUGCAGCAGCGGCGGAGGUGGUGAGACCAAGAGCACCUCCUCUAUGUCGGAGUGUGAAGUUAUAUCUGGAGUUGAUGAGACCAUUGAAAAUGUGGCCCUUGUGGAGAACGGCGAUAAGUUCACUACCAAGGUGAAGAGGAUUCGGCAGCUGCGGAAGGCUGCAUUCCAUCCCCUUGCUAAGGAAUCAAGGGCGAUGGCCAGAGCCAAGGCAAGGGAGAGAACAAAGGAAAAGAUGAGUCGUCGAAGCCUUGGGAGAUCAAAGCAAGGUACCGGAAUGGACCCCACAUACCUGAACCAAUCGAAAUCAUUGGGUCUUGUCAAAAGCAUGGAGGAACCCCAUUCUCACAGCCCUGAUAAUAAGUCUUCUUUGCGAUCGGUGGCAGAAUUCAAAGAACCCGCUUCCCAAUCUUUGGAUCAUCAGGCGACAAUCAAUGAAAUGCUUGGUGAGUCCAUUCCAGUCGCCAGUGAGGUGGGCCAUUCAAUCUUCGAUUACCACCAUCACAUUAUGCAAGGGGUAAAUUCUGAUGAACAUCUAGUCUCCUUUCAGAACAACGACAUCAACUACUUUUCAGAGAAUUGGUACAUGGAUGGUGCAAGAAUGCAUUCAAGCUACUGUGUGGCACCCAACAUCCAUUCAUCAACAGGUGAUGCACAUGAUCGAAUUACUACUACUGUCUUCAAAUUGGCAUCUGAUGGCCCGUUGCAGUCCCAAUUCACCGAUUUGCAAUUCUGCACCAAGUCCUGGGAGACCUAAAACAAUCAGAGUUUGUGCUAGCACCUGUUCACUAUUUUCCAUCUUUCACUAUAUUAGAUGUAUGAUCAUAUGAACAGUAUCUUCUAUAUGCUCUUUCUGGGUGCAAUUUAUGUAAAUUUCUUCAGUUUCUUUGUGUUUGUUCGAAAUAAUGUCUGUUGAUCCCUCCAUGGAGAGAGAGAGAGACCAUGGAAAAAGUGGCAUUUUCUCUUCAUAUAUUCCAGAAGUUUAGCAGUUAGUGUGAUGUAUAACAUGAUAUUCUACAAAAGCUUUUUUUUUUUUUUUU
This is a messenger RNA of Magnolia sinica, 2073 nucleotides long. RefSeq names its product transcription factor TB1-like. Bases 519 to 1790 code for a protein of 423 amino acids. Gene Ontology annotation, cellular component: nucleus. Gene Ontology annotation, molecular function: DNA-binding transcription factor activity; sequence-specific DNA binding. The transcript has a single exon. Gene Ontology annotation, biological process: regulation of secondary shoot formation. The record is from RefSeq and is a predicted model, not a curated record. Lineage: Eukaryota; Viridiplantae; Streptophyta; Magnoliopsida; Magnoliales; Magnoliaceae.